GUAUAAAUACUAUAUUUCCAAACCCAUUUACUCUACUUCCACUUCACUUACCUCUUCUCAACCACAUCAUUUUUGCUUUCAUCUUUCUUGGAAGCGGCAAAAAUCGACCUUGGUAAAUAUCAAUAUUUGAAAACCAAAAACCCUAGGAUUUACCCUAAUUGGACCCAGACCCAGAUCCAGAAACCACUCUGUGCUCAGGAUUGUGCUUCUGUUUUUAGCAUAGUUAAGUCAGCAAUGGAAGUGGGUUGUUUCAGUCCAGUUGAAAAGAGAAUCUGGGUGUGUUCUGUAAUGGAAGCUUUGAUGGCUGAGACUUUAGUUCUGGCUGGAAAGUCUCUUGCUUGCCUUCUCAUGCUGACAGGAACAGUGUUGAAUGAUAUGAAUGCAUCACUUAAUUUGAAUGCAGUGGAUCAGAGGUUUCCAUUUGACGAACUUCUAAAAGGAGAACAGCCUGGUCCAGAAAACAAAGAUGGCAGUGAUACAGAGGAUGAUGACGAAGAUGAAGAGGACAACGUAGAUGAUGACAAUGAAGAUGAUGAAGAUUUCUCAGCUGAAGAAGGCGAGGAAGGGGAUCCUGAGGAUGAACCUGAAGCCAAUGGGAAUGGAGGGAGCAGUGACGAGGAUGAUGACAAUGAGGAUGAUGAUGGGGACGACGACGACGACGACGCUGAGGAUGAAGAAGAGGAGGACGGAGAUGAGGAUGAUGAGGUUCCUCAGCCACCUUCUAAGAAGAGGAAAUGAAACUAAUCAUCAGCCUUCAGAUAUUCUACUAUUUCCUGCUUUUUUUCCUCUGGUGGGGAAAUUUUAGUAGGGAGGGAGAAUUCAGUUUGUUUAUUUGCUUAGAGUAGAAGAUUCUCUUUUCCGGACGAACCUUAUUUCCAGCAUUUGUCAUGUAGUCAUGUUACAGGUGGUUAUGAUACAUAUCAUUGCAUCUUGAACUAACAGUCGGGGACUAUUUGUUUAGCAGACCUUGGUAUCCUUACUUGCAUGUAAUAGCAGGAUCGCUUGAUUAGGUCUUGGGCUUUUGUAGUAACCUGGUAGGGUUUGAUCAAGCAAUCAACUGUAAGUUGGAAACUGAAGUUUAUUCAAUUAUGUCAAACUAGCAGGAUGGAAAUUA
Hibiscus syriacus is the source of this 1114-nucleotide messenger RNA. Its product is annotated as nucleolin-like. The coding region runs from base 235 to 738 and encodes 167 amino acids. NCBI's taxonomy places the organism in Eukaryota, Viridiplantae, Streptophyta, Magnoliopsida, Malvales, Malvaceae. The transcript is spliced from 4 exons. The record is from RefSeq and is a predicted model, not a curated record.